AUGAAAAGAGAGAAAAACAGGAGUCCCCAGAGUCUCCAGUGAAACCUGUGCAACCCCAGAUCUCUCCCUUAACAAUAAACAUUCCAGACAACAUGGCGCACCUGAUCAGCCCUCUCCCGUCUCCCACAGGAACUAUCAGUGCUGCAAAUUCCUGCCCAUCUAGCCCGCGUGGUGCAGGCUCUUCAGGGUACAAAAUGAGUCGUGUAAUACCAUCUGACCUACAUUUAAUGGCUGACAAUUCACAGUCAGAAAAUGACAAGGAAGCAUCGGGUGGUGAUAGCCCAAAGGAUGACUCAAAACCACCUUAUUCCUAUGCACAACUAAUAGUACAAGCAAUUACAAUGGCACCUGAUAAGCAGCUUACACUAAAUGGAAUUUAUACGCACAUAACUAAAAACUAUCCAUACUACAGAACAGCAGACAAGGGCUGGCAGAAUUCAAUACGCCACAAUCUCUCUCUGAAUCGUUAUUUCAUCAAAGUACCACGUUCCCAGGAAGAACCAGGCAAAGGCUCAUUCUGGAGGAUAGACCCUGCCUCUGAAAGCAAAUUAAUAGAGCAGGCUUUUAGGAAAAGGCGGCCUAGGGGAGUACCUUGCUUUAGAACCCCUCUGGGACCACUCUCUUCUAGAAGUGCCCCAGCUUCUCCUAAUCAUUCUGGAGUGUUGUCUGCCCACUCCAGUGGCGUACAGACCCCAGAGAGUUUGUCAAGGGAAGGAUCUCCAGUCCCAAUGGAACCUGAGCCUAGUGCUAUCCAGCCAAAAUUAGCAGUAAUACAAGAAGCACGAUUUGCACAGAGUGCCCCAGGAUCACCUCUAUCUAGCCAACCUGUUUUAAUUACUGUACAACGGCAGCUACCACAAACUAUUAAACCCGUCACCUACACUGUUGCAACUCCUGUGACAACAUCAACAUCCCAGCAGCCAGUAGUUCAGACAGUUCAUGUUGUUCACCAGAUACCAGCUGUGUCAGUCACAAAUGUGACUGGAUUAGCACCAGCAAACACUUACACGGUAGCUGGACAGGCAGUGGUUACACAAGCUGCAAUGGUAACCCAGCCCAAGGUAGAACCUCAAGAGAAUGGAGAUCACAAGGAAGUAAAAGUUAAAGUGGAACCUAUACCUGCUAUUAGCCAUGCUACAAUAGGAGCUGCUAGUCGUAUCAUUCAGACAUCUCAGACCACGCCCUUACAGACAGUUACUAUAGUGCAACAGGCACCUCUAGGUCAACACCAGUUACCAAUAAAAACUGUAACGCAGAAUGGAACGCACAUAGUACCUAUCACCACAGCGAUACAAGGACAGGGCAACACUGCUGCUGCAAGUCCUUUGCAUAUGUUAGCAACCCAUGCAUCCGCAUCAGCAUCUCUUCCAACAAAACGCCAGAAUGGAGACCAGUCAGAACAACAAGAACUUAAACGUAUCAAAACAGAGGAUGGAGAAAGCAUAGUCAUAGCUGUUAAUGUGGACACCCCAUCUGUUGCAGUGAGUGAUCAAGGCAGCCAGAACUAGAAACUUAGUGGAGUUUUC
Emys orbicularis (European pond turtle) is the source of this 1526-nucleotide messenger RNA. RefSeq names its product forkhead box K2 (gene FOXK2). The coding region runs from base 93 to 1508 and encodes 471 amino acids. The transcript is spliced from 8 exons. Lineage: Eukaryota; Metazoa; Chordata; Testudines; Emydidae. Gene Ontology annotation, biological process: regulation of transcription by RNA polymerase II. Gene Ontology annotation, molecular function: DNA-binding transcription factor activity, RNA polymerase II-specific; RNA polymerase II cis-regulatory region sequence-specific DNA binding. The record is from RefSeq and is a predicted model, not a curated record.